Musa acuminata AAA Group (dessert banana) is the source of this 2748-nucleotide messenger RNA. RefSeq names its product receptor-like protein EIX2. Bases 4 to 2670 code for a protein of 888 amino acids. The transcript has a single exon. Gene Ontology annotation, molecular function: protein binding. The record is from RefSeq and is a predicted model, not a curated record. NCBI's taxonomy places the organism in Eukaryota, Viridiplantae, Streptophyta, Magnoliopsida, Zingiberales, Musaceae.
UCCAUGGCUACAGACAAUGUCUACGUUCUCUUCUUCUUAUUGGCCUUCCUAUGCAUUCAACUGAUAAAACCCAACGUCUGCGACGGAGCUCUAACCUCAGGCUGCAUCCCUGCCGAAAGAAGUGCUCUACUUGAGUUCAAACGAGGCCUGAAAGAUCCUACCAACAGGCUGUCCUCUUGGGUGGGUGAAGACUGCUGCAAAUGGGAGGGUGUGACUUGCAGCAAUCAUACUGGGCAUGUCGUCAAGCUGGACCUCCACAGUCCGCAUCCUUUCUCUGACGAUACCUUAGGAGGUGAGUUGCGGCCUUCUUUGCUUGGCCUGAAGAACCUAAAGUACCUAGACCUAAGCAUGAACAAUUUUGGAGGCAUUAAUAUUCCAGAAUUCAUGGGUUCAUUCCAUCAACUCCAGUAUCUUAACCUCGCCGGUGCUGGAUUGGGUGGAGUCCUGCCUCACCAGCUGGGAAAUCUCUCCAAUCUGCAGCAUCUAGACUUAUCCAAUGACUUGGUUCACGGCACUGAAUUUAGCAUUGGUGAUGCACUCUGGAUUUCUCACCUUUCUUCUCUAAAGCAUCUCAACCUGGGAAACGUUAAGUUUCAAAAUGGUACUCACUGGCUGGAAGCUCUGAACAUGCUUCCUUCUAUUGUGGAGAUAUAUUUAUAUUCGUGUGAAAUUCCAAGUGUUCCCCUCUCUCUUCCACAUGUGAACUUUACAUCACUGUCUGUUAUUGAUUUGGCUUAUAAUUUCAUUAACUCUACGAUGCCCUCUUGGUUAUCCAACAUAAGUGGCCUUGAGCACCUUGAUCUCAGUUACAACAACCUUCAGGGUAAUAUUCCACCGACCUUUGGUAACUUGGCUUCCCUCGAGGAACUUUAUUUAGAUAACAAUCCUCUUCAAGGAGGAAUACCCACUUCCUUCAAAAAUCUGUGCAAGUUAAAGAAUUUAAUAUUGACAGCCAUCAAUAUCAGCCAAGAUUUGUUAGAACUAGAUGAAAUUUUCUCUGGUUGCAUCAAGAUGAGCUUAGAGAGCCUGUACUUAUACCAAACGAAUAUUCGUGGGCAGCUGCCUGAAUGGUUAUUCCAACUCAGGAAGCUUAAAGCACUCUAUUUGGGGUCGAAUCUGAUUUCUGGUUCUAUUCCUGUAUCACUUGGACAACUAGCAUCACUCCAAGAGCUCUCUCUUGCUCAAAAUCAGUUGGAGGGUAUAAUGUCUGAGGCGCAUCUUGGAAACCUCACAGAAUUGAAGUACGUGAGUAUCUCCGACAAUCAGAUUGGUGGCCAUGUACCCAAUUUAUUGCAUUUAAACGACCUUGAGGAUUUGGAUUUAAGUUCAAACUACUUCGAAGGUCCUCUUCCAUAUUUUCCUGCUGGAUUGGGAUUUUUAGAUUUGUCAAACAACUCAUUCUCAGGAAUAAUUUCACUUGGCAUCAUCAUGAAUAUGUCGAACCUCAUAGAAUUAUCAUUUUCAAAAAACAAUUUGAGUGGCACAAUUCCGUUAUCUAUAUGCCAACUGCUGUCCUUGGUGGCUCUUGAUCUUUCAAAAAAUAUGUUGUCAGGAGAGCUCCCCAAUUGCUGGAGUAAUUCUUCCAGAAUUAGAGUUAUGGAUUUUUCAAGCAACAACAUAUCUGGAGUUAUUCCUGAGUCAAUAUGUUCCAUAGUAUCGCUUCAGUCGUUGCACUUGAGCAAUAACAGUCUAUCCGAAGAGUUGCCUUUGUCCUUGAAAGAUUGUACAGAAUUAGUCCUUCUUGAUGCCGGAUACAAUGAUUUGAAAGGUGAAAUUCCAACCUGGAUAGGUGAAAGUUUAACCCAUCUGAAGUUCCUCAAGCUGCGAUCAAAUAUGUUUACCGGUGAUAUUCCUCCGAAUCUUUCACGAUUAAGUGCUCUCCAAUUUCUCGACCUUUCGGAUAAUGAGCUGUCGGGAACUAUUCCAAGGAACUUUGGAAAUUUUACUGCCAUGAAAGUUAUUCGAAAGUUUCCAGGUUUUAUCUUAGAUGUAUAUGAAGGUGGUUAUGAGGAGCAGAUGUUUCUAACAACCAAGGGAAACACUCUAGACUAUGAUUCGUCGCUUUCGCUUAUGAAUAUUUUGGAUCUCUCAGACAAUAACCUAUUUGGAGGAGUACCUGAAGAACUCACAAGUCUUUCUGGCUUAUUUAGCUUAAAUUUAUCUGGAAACCAUUUCACAGGAGAAAUCACUGAAAAUAUCAGUAAAUUGCAACAAUUGGAGUCCCUUGAUUUGUCAAGAAAUAAUUUUUCUGGCACAAUUCCUUCUAGCCUCGCUACAUUGACUUAUUUGGCUUACUUGAACCUGUCAUACAACAACUUGUCAGGAGAAAUACCUCUUGGCAAUCAACUUCAGACCUUCAAUGCAUCUAGCUAUAUCGGCAAUCCUGAUCUUUGUGGGUUUCCUCUGAAUCAAAGUUGCAAAGACAAUAAAACAGCACAAGGUCAAAGUAAUCCAAAUGAUAGAGAUGAGAACGAGAUGAUUUGGUUCUACACGAGCAUGGCACCAGGAUUUGUUGUUGGUUUCUGGGCAGUCUGGGGUACAUUGAUACUUAACAAGAAUUGGAACCUUUAUUACUUCCGAUUUAUAGACAACAUGUUUGACCAAGUGUAUGUGUUCACCAUACUCAACAUGUCUAGGAUCAAAAGACGUUGUUGUUCCCAGCAAGAAUGAUAAAUUCGAACAUCAAUAUUUGCUGUAUGAGAGUUCAUCUCAUUAAUAUCAUAUCAUCAGCUUGAAUAAAAUUUAAUA